Thunnus maccoyii (southern bluefin tuna) is the source of this 1705-nucleotide messenger RNA. RefSeq names its product tumor protein p53 inducible protein 3 (gene tp53i3). Gene Ontology annotation, molecular function: quinone binding; quinone reductase (NADPH) activity; NADPH binding. Bases 487 to 1590 code for a protein of 367 amino acids. The transcript is spliced from 7 exons. The record is from RefSeq and is a predicted model, not a curated record. Lineage: Eukaryota; Metazoa; Chordata; Actinopteri; Scombriformes; Scombridae.
ACCAAUAAAGAAAAUAAUUCGUAAUGAAUCAUGUUAAUUAUCGUUAUUUUCGGCUAUAUUCUCUAUACUGCCAGAAAUAUAACUAAUGGAGAAUAAAAUACCUCUUUUUACUUGUAUUUAACUAGUUUUGCCUAAAAUAAGUGACAUUUAAAGAUAUUGCCCCAAAGCUUUAAAAACACCAUGUGAUAGGUUUCCUGUAAUUGUUGAAAAUAAACUUCUUGUUAAAUUCCCCUGACUUUCAAAGCUGAGUAUAAGUUUCAAUAAAUGCUUUUAGUGAUGACAAAAAUGUUUAUUAUGGAGCAGCACUAUCCCUUUAAUAUGUCAUGUGUUAGAAAGCCUGCCCCUCUGGUAGUUUGAUCCCUCCCGCGGUAAAGUGAGGCACAGUCUGGAUCAUGGCACCACAAAACUUCCCAAAAAAUCAUGCAGUCGUCUUAAAAUCGAUGAACUGUUGACAUCUCUGUCCGUAGUCACUGCUGGAACUACUAAAUGCAUCACAUCCUCCGCACCGGAAAAUCUUUACUAGGAAAUACCGAUCAGACAGCGUGGCACAAGUGUUACUCUAGCUUUGUAAAGAUGAUGCGGGCAGUGUGUAUUGACGUACCAGGAGGACCAGAGAAUUUGCUGCUGAAAACUGUCCCCAGACCUCAACCCAAAGAUGGAGAAGUCCUAAUCAAAGUUCAUGCAACUGCCCUCAACAGGGCAGACUUACUACAGAGGCGAGGCUUGUACCCACCUCCUCCAGGUGAGAGUGACAUCAUAGGCUUGGAGGUGGCUGGUACUGUGGAUACUCUGGGCCCAGGGUUGAAAAGAGGCUGGAAGCCAGAUGACAGGGUAAUGGCCUUGCUCUGUGGAGGAGGAUACGCAGAAUAUGUUUCUGUGCCCGAGGGGCUUCUCAUGCCCGUACCGCCUCACCUCACGCUCUGCCAGGCUGCUGCAAUCCCAGAGGCCUGGCUCACUGCUUUUCAGCUGCUGGAUCUCGUAGCUCAGGUGAAGGAGGGUGAAGUGGUGCUGGCUCAUGCUGGAGCCAGUGGAGUUGGAACAGCUGCUGUUCAGCUGGUUCGUCUGUUUGGUGCCGUGCCCGUCGUUACUGCUGGGAGCACAGAAAAACUGAAGAUGGCUGAGAAACUGGGAGCAGCAGCAGGGUUUAACUACAAAGAGGAAAGCUUCGCACAGGGAGUUCGUGACUUCACAGGAGGCAAAGGCGCAAAUGUCAUCCUUGACUGCAUUGGUGGGCACAACUGGGAACAAAAUGUGAACUGCUUAGCCACCGACGGCCGGUGGGUGCUGUAUGGCACCAUGGGAGGCAGGGGAGUAGAGGGAGAUCUGCUGGGCAAACUGCUCUCAAAGCGAGGCCACUUGCUCACCAGCCUCCUCCGCUCUCGCAGCCUGCAGUACAAAGCAGACCUGGUGAAGGCUUUCUCACACAGAGUGUUACCGUUUUUCACGGACCAGCCUGCCUCCCUGAGGCCAGUGAUUGACAGCACAUUCAACCUGGAGGACAUUGCAGAGGCUCAUAGACACAUGGAAGCCAACAGAAACAUGGGAAAGAUUGUCGUUAAUGUAAUUCCACAGUCUCAGGAAAAUCUUUAACUACAACCAUAUAAUAAUGACUCUGAAAUGUAUUUGAAAAUUAUUUGUCUCACACAGAUGUUGAUUGUGAUUUUAAAUAUGCACCAUCCACCAAUAAAAUGAUCCAAUGAUUCAA